Molecule: messenger RNA, 1011 nt
Organism: Lutzomyia longipalpis
Lineage: Eukaryota; Metazoa; Arthropoda; Insecta; Diptera; Psychodidae
Gene: Tango2
Product: transport and Golgi organization protein 2
Exons: 5
Coding region: 112-930 (272 amino acids)
Biological process (GO): Golgi organization; protein secretion
Cellular component (GO): Golgi apparatus
Source: RefSeq, a predicted model, not a curated record
ACAGAGCGACUUUCACAAAGCGACAGGAUAGUUCAAUACUAGAUAAGUAAGAAGUUUGUGUAGUACUACCAACCAACUACUACUUUUUUUAAAUUACAAACCUCACAAACUAUGUGUAUUUUAUUCUUCAUUGCAAACGCUAAUCCAGUUCCUGAUGGCUACAAACUCAUCCUGGCCUCCAAUCGAGAUGAGUUCUACGGACGUCCAGCAUCACAAGCCUCAGCUUGGAAUGAUAGCUAUCCACACGUAUUUGGAGGACGCGACAUGGAGCCAGGACGUGAAGGUGGAACUUGGUUGGCUCUUGGCUCAAAAAAUGGUGUGACGAAAAUAGGGGCACUUUUGAACAUUACAGGUGAAAAGAGAAAUCCAAAUGCCUUAGGUCGAGGGCCAAUUGUUACUAAUUAUGUUUCGGGAGAUCUUACCAAUCGUCAAUACGCCGAAGAACUGCUUGAGAAUCAUCUGACCUACAAUUCCUUCAACAUGGUCUCAAUUGAAUUGGAAAAUUCACGUGCUUCAAUUUUACACACGAGCAACGCUCCACCGGGAACCAUGGAGUUUCCGGAGAAAGAAGUGCACGGUUUUGGAAAUAGUCCAUACACCAUUCCUCUGCAAAAGGUGGUUAAGGGCAAAGAGAAAUUCCGUAACAUUGUUAAGAUGUCUGGAAGCGGGAAUUUGGUGCAUGAUUUAAUGGAAUUCCUCAAGGACGACGAAAAGCACUGGCCAGACGACGAAUUAUCACGCCGUGCACCCAAAUGGGCGGAAAAACUCAGUUCAGUCUACGUCAAAAUGCCCAUUGAAGGCUACGGAAGUCGUACCCGAACUGUUAUUCUCAUCGAUAGUAACGAUCGAAUGGACUUUUUUGAGGAAACUAUGGCGGGAACUGAUCCCGAUGGUGAAUGGAAGAAAGCCCACAUUCACAAGCAACUGUGACCAAAAUUAUUGAAUUCAAUUCAAGAGACUAAAAUGUUCCAAAUUGUUAUAAAAAAAUAAAUAAUAAAUUUUCUAAAACCA